AUGGGGCCCAGGGCAUCACUGAGCCGGCUCCGGGAGCUCUGUAGCCACUGGCUGCGGCCUGAGCUGCACACCAAGAAGCAAAUCCUGGAGCUGCUGGUGCUGGAGCAGUUCCUGAGCGUGCUGCCCCCACACCUCCUAGCCCGGCUACAGGGCCAGCCGCUCAGGGAUGGCGAGGAGGUGGUGCUGCUGCUGGAGGGUGUCCAGAGGGAGUCCAUUGACGUGGGACCACUGGAUUUUAGUUUUAAUGCUGGCAAGAAUUAUCCCCGUGCAGACAUCACCUUGGAAGACCAAGGGGGCCCUUCCCAGGUCUCUAGCCAUAGCCCCAAAAAGGAAGGGCCCCCAGAAGGGCCUUUAGCCCUGGAGCCAUUGCAGGAACUUCCAUCAUCCCAGCCAGGGCCCUCCCAGCCUGCUGAGCUGGGGGUCUGGAGACGCACCCCAAGUUCAAAGCAGCCACUGAGCCCAGGUCCCAAGAGGACAUUCCAGGCCCUACAAGAGAGUGCCCACCAGGGCCCCAAGCUGUGGCCUGAGGAAAACUCCCAUGAUCAGGAGCUGGCAGCUGUGCUGGAGUCUCUGACCUUUGAAGAUGUCCCAGCGAAGAAGGCGUGGCCUGUGCACCCUCUGGGAUUUGAAAGCAGAAUCCCAGACGAGGAGUUUAAAGAAGAUCCCAAAGGGGCUGCCUGGCCUGCUGCCAUCUCGGCAGAGUCUCUGGCAGGUAGUCCGGCGGUGGCAGAAGAGCCCCAUGCGCAAUCACUUGGGCAGGCCUCUGGGAUGAGCAGCCCCCUUGGAGGAGGGUCCCCUUCUGGCAACAGUGAUGUUCUAGAGGCCAAAGUGACCGCUGGGGGACCCCGUUCAGAGCAAGAAAUGAAGUUCAUCUGCACAGAGUGCGGGUUGAGCUUCUCCAAGCUGGCUCGCCUGGAAGGGCACCAGCUCCGGUCUCACCCGGGCUUGCGGUCCUUUCCGUGCCCGUGCUGCGGGAAGACUUUCGGCCGCAAUUCCAUCCUCAAGCUGCACAUGCGCACGCACACGGACGAGCGGCCACACGCCUGCCACCUCUGCAGCGACCGCUUCCGCCAGAGCUCACAUCUGAAUAAGCACCUGCAGACGCACUCCGAGCCAGCCUUCCUGUGCGCCGAGUGUGGCCAGGGCUUCCAGAGCCGAGCCAAGCUCCUGCAGCACCUGCUGGCGCACGCCCAGGACCAGAAAGACCCCUGCGCCCAGGAGACCAAGGCCGAAGUGCCGAAGCUGGCCGUCGUCUUGUGCUCCCAUUGUGGCCGAACCUUCCAGCGCCGCUCCAGCCUCAAGCGCCACCUACGGAUUCAUGCCAAAGACAAAGGCCACCAGCGCUCGGAGAGCAGGCCCUACGUGUGCAGCGACUGCGGCAAGGCUUUCCGGCGCAGCGAGCACCUGGGGGCCCAUCUGCGCGUGCACACCGGCGAGCGGCCCUUCUCCUGCCUGGUCUGCAGCCGUCGAUUCAGCCAGAGCUCCCAGCUGGUCUGCCACCAGCGGGUGCACACUGGCGAGAAGCCCUACGGCUGCCCGCAGUGCGGGAAGCGCUUCGUGCGUCGGGCUGGCCUCGCCCGCCACCUCCUGACCCACGGCGGCCCGAGGCCCCACCGCUGCACCCAGUGUGGCAAGAGCUUCAGCCAGACGCAGGACCUGGCCCGCCACCGGCGCAGCCACGCGGGCGAGAAGCCCUGCCGCUGCAGCGAGUGUGGCGAGGGUUUCAGCCAGAGUGCCCACCUGGUACGCCACCAGCGUAUCCACACCGGGGAGAAGCCCCACGCCUGUGAUACCUGCGGCCACCGCUUCCGCAACAGCUCCAACCUGGCCCGCCACCGCCGUAGCCACACAGGUGAGCGGCCUUACUGCUGCAAGACGUGCGGCCGGAGCUUCCGGCGCAACGCCCACCUGCAGCGGCACCUAGCCACCCACGCAGGGGCAGGAGACCCGGCGGCGUCCGGGCAGGCUGAGCCACCGCAGGAGUGCCUGGAGUGUGGCAAGAGCUUCAGCCGCAGCUGCAACCUGCUGCGUCACAUGCUGGUGCACACAGGAGCCAGGCCCUACUCGUGCACACAGUGUGGCCGCAGCUUCAGCCGCAACUCCCACCUCCUGCGCCACCUGAGAACCCACUCCCGGGAGACGGUGUACUAA
Molecule: messenger RNA, 2151 nt
Organism: Rhinolophus ferrumequinum (greater horseshoe bat)
Lineage: Eukaryota; Metazoa; Chordata; Mammalia; Chiroptera; Rhinolophidae
Gene: ZSCAN10
Product: zinc finger and SCAN domain containing 10
Exons: 5
Coding region: 1-2151 (716 amino acids)
Biological process (GO): regulation of transcription by RNA polymerase II
Molecular function (GO): RNA polymerase II cis-regulatory region sequence-specific DNA binding; DNA-binding transcription factor activity
Source: RefSeq, a predicted model, not a curated record